Molecule: messenger RNA, 1422 nt
Organism: Asparagus officinalis (garden asparagus)
Lineage: Eukaryota; Viridiplantae; Streptophyta; Magnoliopsida; Asparagales; Asparagaceae
Product: F-box protein SKP2A-like
Exons: 5
Coding region: 139-1257 (372 amino acids)
Biological process (GO): SCF-dependent proteasomal ubiquitin-dependent protein catabolic process
Cellular component (GO): SCF ubiquitin ligase complex
Molecular function (GO): protein binding
Source: RefSeq, a predicted model, not a curated record
CUCCCUCGGAAAUGGAGAAGAGAGCUCCAGCGUGAUCCAGAAACCCCAGGGCUUCCUCCUUUUCUCACUCUCCCUGAUUUUUCCCUUUUGAAAACCCUGGAAAUUGGGAUUUCAUUGCUUGAUCGGAACUCAAUUGAGAUGGUUGGAGGGAGGCCUGUAACUGGGAAUUUGGAUUUUUGGUUUAGGAACCUGAUGGUUGCUGAUGGUGCGGAAAAGAUGGAAGGAGUUGCCUUGAAUGGAUGGAAGGAUCUUCCAAUGGAGCUCCUACUGAGGAUCGUUUCCCUCGGCGAUGAUCGAACGGUCAUCGUCGUGUCGGGGGUCUGCACUGGAUGGAGAGAUGCUAUUUGUGCCGGGUUAGGUCGCCUUUGUCUGUCAUGGUGCAAGGAUAAUAUGAACAAUCUUGUGCUGUCGUUGGCUCCAAAAUUUGCAAAGCUUCAGACUCUUUCCUUACGCCAGAACAAACCUCAACUUGAGGACAACGGUGUAGAAACAAUUGCAAACUAUUGUCAUGAUUUGCGAGAAUUGGACCUAAGCAAGAGCCUCAGGCUUAGUGACCAAUCAUUGUAUGCCUUGGCUCAUGGGUGCCCACGCCUUACCAAACUCAAUAUCAGCGGUUGCUCGUCCCUUGGUGAUGCUGCCCUUGCCUAUUUGACUAGUUUCUGCAGGAACCUAAAAAACUUGAACCUAUGUGGCUGUGUGCGAGCUGCAUCUGACAGAGCCUUGCAGGCAAUUGGACUUAACUGUAGGCAGUUGCAGACAUUAAAUCUGGGUUGGUGUGAGACUGUGACUGAUAAGGGAGUAAUCGGUUUGGCACUAGGAUGUCCUGAUUUGAGAGCUUUGGACUUGUGUGGUUGCAUUCUUAUAACAGAUGAGAGUGUAAUUGCUUUGGCAAACGGCUGCCCUCACCUGAGAUCCUUAGGCUUGUAUUACUGCCAGAACAUAACCGAUAGAGCAAUAUAUUCACUGGCAGAAAACAGCCGAGUAAAGAGAAAACACGUGUGGGAUUCAGUACAUCGGAGCCACAGCAGUAGCAACAACGAGAAAGAGGGGCUUAUGAACCUCAACAUCAGCCAGUGCACUGCAUUAACCCCUAAUGCUGUUCAAACUCUGUGUGACUCGUUUCCAGCGCUUCACACUUGUUCAGGGCGUCAUUCACUUAUUAUUAGCGGAUGUCUUAGCCUUACUUCCGUGCACUGUGCUUGUGCGGUACAAGCUCAUCCUCGUGCUGGUAUCGGGCUCGCGGAUCAUGCUUAUUGAGAAGUGAAAUGGGAUAUUGGUGGUUCAAAGAGCUCUUUUGGAAGGAGGCGGGUCUCUUUCAAGUUGUACAGUUGUAAUUAUUAUGUUGUAGCAGAAUGCUUGUGUUGUUUCUGAAGGACUGUAGGAACUAUAAUUGAGGAAUUGCGAUGAGUUUGUUUCUGUGCA